AUAUAGAAGGUGACAUACACCAUUGGCUUGUAUCUAAUUAUCAUUAGGCAAGAAGGAAUGAUGUCACUCCCUGAAUUUAAAUAGCUAUAUCCUUUUGGAAUUCAUAGUUGUGAUGUUUUGAUACUUCAGCUUGAUUACUGCCUGGUUACCUCUUGUAUACAGUCAUUUCUUCCGUGUAGCAUAUAUCUGCACACUUCUUUCUCUUGAGAGCUUUGCCAUCAGUCUUUUCUCUUCUUUCCAGGAGGCUCAUGAAGGAUUUUGAUUUAUUAAUCCUAAUUGUCUCAUUGAGUUUUUUUUAAAGACGGAAGCAAAAUUGGUUCAGCAAAGGCUUGAGACAAGGCAGGUAAAAUUGGGCUCACCAACACACCUUAAACAUUAAAAACUUUUGGUGUCUAAAAGAUGUGCCAUGGAAUGGUAGGAGCAAAGAGCACGACAACAUUGUUGCUUGCCUUGAUCAGUCAUGGGAUAUUUUUUCCAUUCUUUAUCUUUAGUUCCUGUAUGGUGGAAGGAUUGGACUCAUUCUGUCCACAGCCAUCCAAACCUGAGAAUGGAGGUUAUAAAUGUCACCCAACACCUUGCAAAGAUCCACUGACAUCUGACAGUGUCAUAGAGUAUUUCUGUGACAAAGGCUACCUGUUGAAAGGAGAUUACAAAUAUUUGACUUGCAAGAAUGGCAAGUGGAAUCCAGAACUGGAGGUUACCUGUAGACUUAGCCAAGAUAAAGGUUCUCCUCCAAGCGUAGGAGUACCCACCUUAUCCAUAGUGGCUACUACAGCAAGUUCGGUCGCUCUCAUCCUUCUCCUAGUUGUAUUGUUUGUUUUGCUACAACCAAAACUGAAGUCGUUUCAUCAUAGCAGGCGUGAUCAAGGUGUUUCUGGGGACCAGGUUUCUAUUAUGGUGGAUGGAGUUCAGGUAGCUUUGCCAUCUUACGAAGAAGCUGUCUAUGGCAGUGCUGGAAACUGCAUACCAUCCUCAGAUACGCGGAUACAGAUUGUCCUUUCAGAAGGAGCUGGACAGAGUGAGGCAAGGGAAAUGCAACAGCCACCACCAGACCAAAUGGGUCCCAGCUGCUUUAUUAGGGAGGAUGAAAUCCCUGGACGUUCUGGAUUGUGUGAAGCUGGCAGCUCUCACCACUCAGAAACUGUUCUAGUGCAUCAGGCUACCACGUCUUCCUGGGUGGCUGGCACAUCUAGUAGUAAACCCAGGCAAAAAGAGACUUCAGACUCAGAAAACAGUGAUGUACAAAGCCUUUUAUCGCUGGCUUCUUCAGAGGAGUAUAUGGAUGAUAUUCCAUUGUUGAAAGAGGCAUGAGCCUUACGGCAUUCAUCUAGUCUACACUCUCUACUUUCCUUCUCGGGAUGAUGAGCACUCCAUGCUGGCUUCCCCUUCCCCGAAGUGCUGCACCCUGAAUAUUUCCAGAAAAUAUCCCUUAGUUGAAGUUCCAAAGGAUGCUACCAAGACACCUCCUUCAGUGCAUCAGUGGGGUGCACAGAAUGCCAGCCAUCUUCUCCAUCUCAUUCUAUAAGCAUUAAAGGGGGGGGCUUCAGAGAUGUUUAUAGACUCAAGUUCCUCCAGCCUCUCCUCUUUCCCAGCCAGAUGAUUUUGAGUACAGUCUCUGGAGAGUUGCUAUUUACUUGUGCCUUGCUCCUUCUUACACUGGCUUGUUGCAACUUCUCAUAGGCCUUGCUAGCUUCUGGACUUCUCAGAAAGCAGGGUCAAACCACAGCUUGCUUUGUUUGGUGCAGAUAGUUUUGUUCUAUUUAUUAACUACAUUAUGAAGGCAAGAUGGAAUGCCUCGAGAUGGUCUGAGCAGGAGGGUGUUUGUAGGAGUCAUACAUACUGGUUGUAGACCUCAGGUGUUGAAAAUCGUAUAAUCCAUAAUGUAACUGCACAUCAACACAUUAAUAAGCAGUGCUGGCUGUGUUAAAGGGAAUUGCUACUGGCCAUUUUAGAAAAAAAGCUUAGGCUGCUACAUGUUUUUUUGUUUUCCCCAAGGGUGAAGUCUCUCAUAUAUAUAUGCAUUCAUUCUUUCCUUUAUUCGUUCCCACCACACCCACUAGGACUUUCCUUAUCUUUUUGAACGUGCUGUGGCAUACAUCUAGGGCUGUCUUGCUGCAGAAAGCUUUGAGUAAUUCCCUUGUAUGUAGCCAGAUUUAAGAACACUUGCAUAGCUAAGCCCACGUUCUCACCCUGUCAGCAAUACAUUGGCCAAAUGACAGUUGGUCCAGAGCCUUCCGUCUUUGAGUAUAUGAUUGGUUUAGUCUCUUUCAAAUAUCAGUAGAGUGUCAAUUGUUGUGUUUGAGCAGCAUUAUCACAUGUCACUGCAUUUCUGUGUCAGUCCACCACAGAGUAAUUUUGGCAUAGCUGCUUUAUUUUCUUGCUGUGGUUGAUUUCUGUCCUUGUGGAGGUAUUGCCAGGGCCUGCUUUUUAACCCUUUCCUCAGCUAGCAACUAUCAAUUUAAAGUAUUGAUCAUGGUUAGCAAGUAUUUAGCUUUUUAAAUUGGUAUGUCCAAUUUGCCUUGAAUGAAUUAGUGAUAGCCUGCCUUAAAAAAGAGCCAUGCUGCUGUCUUAUCCAGAUGCAAGAUCCUCCCCUCCUCGACACACUUUAUUUUUUAUGUUGCCUUCUGCAUGCUACUUCCACUUAGAAACUUCUUACUAUGCAGGGAACAUGCUUGUUUACCUCACAUCCUCUCGCACAAGCCUGCUUUUGCUCUUGUUUUUCUAGCUAUCUGUGAACAACAUUUCUUGAUGACAUUAUGGAAGUACUGAUUCCAUAGCUUUUUUCCAAGUGAACCUCCCAAAACAAGACUUUUUGUGUGAUUUCCCAAAGAUUUGUACAACAGAAGUAGGCAGCUUAAGUACCAGUUCUCCAUUUUGUCCCAGAACUGGGACUGGGAAAUAGCUUCUGCCUCUUUGGACGACUGCCCAUAAUCGCUGACUUUAGAUGGUCUGCACAAGCUCAGAACUAUGAGCAUUCCUAUGAGUAUUCCAACAAAAGUUUAGUAUUGAAAACAAAUACUCAGAAAACCACAGCUUGCAUUUUAUCAAAUAAUAAAAACAAAGUCUUUGUGAAUAUAGCCUUGCAAAUUUGUAGGGUGAUGUAUAUGACAAUCUUAAGGUAUAUAGUAGAAUUUGCUGUGGCAAUGUGACAAAACUUUAGCAAUCUGCAUGGUUCUUUAUCCUCCUUCAGGAUGUGCAGAAGUACUGAGUAAACCAAUAAUUUGCUUGCUUUUAAUAAUAUGACAGAGGCAAACAAUUCUGGAUUUUCCUGGAGCUGAUAUUGGUAGCAAUAUAUAUUGCCUUGGCUUUGAUUCUGCUCUCUUGUAAGUAAACAGAUAAGUAUCAGUUAUAUUUGAGGUCUUGUUACACAGAAGAGGUUCCAAUAGCAAUUAGCAAGCAAAAGUUAUUCAGGAAGAACUAGCCUUAACUAAUAUUAUACAGGGGCUAAUAAGGCUGUGCAAAUCCUUUGAAAAAGCUGCUUCCAGACACAAGGCUGUGCACAAAACACUUUUUCCAUGCUAAAACAGCCUUUUUCCCAAGCUUGUGCUGCUGCUUCGGAAGAUGCUUCCAGCUAUCUCUGCCUGUUUUUCCCUUAUAGCUGCUUUACCAAUUUGAAAAGAGGAGCUUUGAAUGAGGCCCCACAAAUUUAGAAGCACUUCUUUUGAAGGAGUUUUACAAUCCUAAUGGCUAGGGGCAUAUAAUUUCCUCAACCUAAUAACCAUAAUAAUGUUUAUCAUGCUGUAUAGACCCAGCUCUUGUGGUUUGUAAAUCUUGACAAGUGGUUUACCAUGGUCUGUGAACUUAUUCAAGAAACCAAGAUUAAGUAAAUUGUGGCUUAGUACAGUGGUAAAUAUUUUGGUCAGGAUGGAGAUGUCGCAAAGUAUAGAGUGACGUUUAAUGCUGGUUUCUUUUCUGGAUUCAUAUGACUGGAUUGGCCUUGAAUAUCAGUCUUCUUUCUCACUCAGCUGUGCAGUUUUUUAAACCAUUGUGUUUUAUGUAAGAACUCUGAAAUAACAUAUUUGCAUUUCAUCAGGCAGAAUUUAUAAUCCAGUCUUUACAUGCAGAAGGAAGGGUUUUGGUGGAGCAGGUCAUGCACUGUUCCCACAGUUGCCAGCUUCGAUGCCAAUGGGAACCACACAAGGAGGGCAUAAAAGCAUUAGCACCCUCCCUUUUUAAUGUGUAGCCAGCAUGUUCCAUGUACUGCAUCCUUAAGUCUCUGGAAACCUUUCGUAUAAAUAACCUUUAUAAAGAAUUUGGAACUUAAUAUUUUACCUGAAUAAUUUAUAGUUGGAUCUUGUGAUUUUUCAGGGCAAGAAUUAAAUAGCUUUUCCUUUCUGGGAAACUGAAUUUUGAAGAUCAACAAUAAAAAUGAUACCAUCUUCAAAAUUGUAGGUUUCUUUCCCCUUUAAAAUCUUACAUUCUCAGGUUCUUGAACUGAUUGGCAAAUUCAUAGAAAGCAAAGGUACCAAUAGCUGUUAAGUAUAUGCUGGGGUAUCUGUUCUAAAGCUUAAGAUGUAAAUGAAUAGAAUAUUUUUUUAAUUGACAUUAAAAUUCUGAAGCAUCAAAGAGCAUUAAUUAGGUUGGAAGGGCUGCUACUCCAACACUGUGCAGUUCUUGGGUGCCUAAUUAUUCAUUUAACUUCUUGCAGCCUUGUAUAGGGAGAACCAGAUGCUGCAAGAGCACAAUUUGUGCCUUGCAGGAAUAAAAUGUGGUUCUGGUUUUUAAAAUGUAAGCCUUUUCUGAAACUUGAGUCUCCUGGUUAAUCUUGUUCUGAUGAAUGAAUGCUUGCCAUUCCAUCCCCCAUUUUAUUACAAAUCCUGGUUGGGAGAUGAACCCAUGAAGCUGCCUUAAAGUGACUUAGACUGGUCCAUCUAGUUCAAUAGAUUUUUCUUUGAUUACAGAGGUUUUUCUCACUCCAGUAGUCAUUGCUGGGCUGAGUUGGUGAACAUACACAUCUUAUGUCAGGUGUAGAACUUAACCACAGGAUAUUUUUCUCUUCCACUGAGAAAAGCUUUUUCCUUACUCUUCUACCUGCUGCAUGCUAAAAGCAAGAUAUUUAAGUUAAAAUGCAGUGCUGCUUUUCUGUGGUGAAUACACAUCAAGUGGAUUGAUGUACACUAUAGAAAGCUGCCAUUUAACAAGGUGUAGGGCCUGAGCACCCCAUUUUUCUCCUUCAUUAAUGGUCAGCAUAACAUCAGUGUCUUAAAACAGCUGCCACUCUAGAAUAGACAUAUUUCUUAGUGUUUCCUCUUUUGAAGGAAAAACUAAAGCUUGAGAAUCCAUGCAUGUUAAAACAAACAGGAUUACCAGAUUCCUUUUUUAUUCUCAUGCCCUUGCUUUUGAAGUUUCAUAUAAAAUAAGAAGUGGAGGAAGAAGCUUGAUGGAGAAUGAAUCUGUUUUUGUUUUUUUUAAUAUUUUAAACUUGCACAUUUAAGGCAUGAAUACAGUAAGACUAGAAAAUAUAUAGAGGAAAGUACAGAAGAGUACUGAACAAUACUAGAUGCUUAAGUGCAGACUGCACCUGUUAAGCACUCUUCUGAGUCCUCUUCCCACAAAACUUUUUUUUUUAAACACUGGAGCACUUUUUAAUGAUUCAGUUUUUACUUAUUAUAAGUAAAUAGUUUAUAAUAAUCACUUCCUGCUACUUGUGGCAGAUGUGAGGGGUCUGCAAGUCCAUUUCCUGAUUAAAAGGUUACAUGAGUGUUAUUGGCCCUCAGACACUGGAUACGUGGGCAGCUAGACCUGCAGCUUGAAAAAUCUAAUUGCACAAACUUUGGUUAGUAGUUUCUACUUCCUUGCUACGAAAUGCUUUUCUUUUAGUAUCCAGCAAUCUCACCUAUGUACGCUUUCUUUCUUUGUUUGCUACCUGUAAUGCUUACUCAUGUCAAGUGUACUAACACAAGAAUAACCAUGAUGCUAAUUAGAAUACUUACAAGAGGUGUGUGUGUGGAAAGGGGUUCCAGAACCAAAGAUGUUUUUGUUAAUUGUGCUAGGUUGAGUAAUAGUGCAUACACAACUGUGGUAUGUGAUCCUAUAUCCUCAUUAUUGUGAGGUAAGAGUGUCUGCAGUGCAAAAAAUUAGUACUACUGUGUCCUCACAUUGUUUUCAAAUAUGGUGUAAUGCAUACAAUUUUCAGAUAUUGUUCAGAAGUAUAGAAACAGGCCAUGAGUCAAAUCUGACUCAUACUUUACAUGACAGAUGAUGUCUGGAUUUGCAGCAACUACUGCAUCAUAUGCCAGUAAACAUACAGACAUAAACUAAUAAUCUGUGGUCAGCCUCAGGUCCCAGGGUUUGUGUUCUGCAAAUCCCUGAGAAGUACAUGCAUUUCCUUAACAUUUUAAUGCUAACUACUGUAUACAGUAGCUGCAACUGCAAUGCUGUGAAUCAGUUUUCAGUUUCCAUUAUUACUAUUGUAUAUGUAUCACACACACUCCCAAAAGGAGUAGCGUGUGCUUUUGAGAGGGGCAAGUUGGAAACCUUUAAUUGGCACACCACAUUUAGUGGUAUUUUAUGAAUCUCAAAUCCAUGUCUGGUUUGUUUCCUAGAUGCUUUUAAUUGCUUUUGAAUUUGAUCACCUCUGUCAUGUUGUUAAGAUCCCAAUGCUUACACCAGAAGAAAUGCAGCUGGAUAUGAAAAACCUCUGUGUUAACAUCAUGGAAUACUGCUUUUUCCAGCCGGUGAGCUAAGGAGCGUAGCUGUCAAUUUCUGCUGGAAAUUUGACUGUUGCACUUGAUUUUUCAUGGAAGCUCACAGAGUUCAGACCAAACAUCCUGUUAGAACAAACAUUCAGACACACAUUUACACUGUAAUGCAGAUGACAGGCUGUAGGUAGCUGGAGAUACACAAGGGGAAAACCUGGUUGCCUUCAGUGCUUUUUAUUUGUUUGUAAUCUGAACUGCAUCACUAAGGAAUUUAUUUACAGAAUGGUACUCAUAUAUAUAUAUAUAUGGGGUUUCAAAGAUUCUAUGAUUAAUGCUGUGCAGGAUGGAUAUAUGUGUGUGUGUAUAUAUAUAUAUAUAUAUAUAUACAUCCUGUACAUUACAGUGGGUGUGAUGAUAGUAUUUUAAUAUUUGUACAAAAUUUAAUUUAAUUUCAAUUCUAUGUAUAUAACUGCAUUUCUAAAUUAAAACACCUUUUGAAGUGAA
This is a messenger RNA of Python bivittatus (Burmese python), 7145 nucleotides long. Lineage: Eukaryota; Metazoa; Chordata; Lepidosauria; Squamata; Pythonidae. The record is from RefSeq and is a predicted model, not a curated record.